Molecule: messenger RNA, 2170 nt
Organism: Gymnogyps californianus (California condor)
Lineage: Eukaryota; Metazoa; Chordata; Aves; Accipitriformes; Cathartidae
Gene: KICS2
Product: KICSTOR subunit 2
Exons: 3
Coding region: 1-1341 (446 amino acids)
Biological process (GO): negative regulation of TORC1 signaling; protein localization to lysosome; cellular response to glucose starvation
Cellular component (GO): KICSTOR complex
Source: RefSeq, a predicted model, not a curated record
AUGGGGGAGUCGAUCCCGCUGGGCGCGCCGGUGCCGGUGGAGCAGGCCGUGCUGGAGACCUUCUUCUCCCACCUGGGCAUCUUCUCCUACGACAAGGCCAAGGACAAUGUGGAGAAGGAGCGGGAGGCCAACAAGAGCGCGGGGGCCAGCUGGCUGGCCCUGCUGGCCGGGCUGGCGCACCUGGCCGCCGCCGAGAAGGCCUACCACAGCAUGACCUUCCUGGGCCAGAAGCUAGGUGGUCAGUCAUUCUUCAGCCGAAAGGACUCCAUCCGAACCAUCUACACAUCUCUGCAUAAUGAGCUGAAGAAGGUGGUGGCGACGGGUCGCAAUGCACUAGGAGGAACAGCUCCUCACUUGGAAGAGCUGCUUUCUCACCUGUCUGAACAGCUCUGUUUUUUUGUUCAGGCUCGGAUGGAAAUUGCUGACUUCUAUGAAAAAAUGUACACGCUCAGCACCCAAAAGUUCAUUAACUCUGAGGAACUGGUAAACAUUUUGGAAUCCAUCUUAAAGAAAUACAGCUCAAGAUUCCAUCAUCCAAUCCUCAGUCCUCUUGAAAGCAGUUUCCAGCUGGAAGUAGAUGUGCUUGCACAUCUCUUAAAGGCUCAGGCUCAGAUCUCAGAGUGGAAGUUCCUUCCAUCCCUGGUCAACUUGCACAGUGCUCACACAAAACUACAGACUUGGGGCCAAAUUUUUGAGAAGCAGCGAGAGACCAAGAAACAUCUGUUUGGAGGGCAGUCUCAGAAGGCUGUACAACCUCCGCACCUCUUCCUCUGGCUGAUGAAGCUCAAAAACAUUCUCCUUGCCAAGUUUAGCUUUUACUUUCACGAGGCCCUUAGUCGACAAACAACAGCAUCUGAAAUGAAAACUUUGACUGCUAAAACAAAUCCUGAUUACUUUGGGAAAAUUUCCAGCUUCAUCCGGAAGUAUGAUGCCGUCAACGUUUCCUUAAUUUUUGACAAUCGUGGAUCAGAGAGUUUUCAGGGACAUGGUUAUCAUCAUCCCCAUUCUUACAGGGAAGCCCCCAAAGGAGUUGAUCAGUACCCUGCAGUGGUGUCUCUGCCCAGCGACAGGCCUGUUAUGCACUGGCCCAAUGUAAUCAUGAUUAUGACUGAUAGGACCUCUGACCUCAACAGUUUGGAGAAGGUUGUUCACUUCUACGAUGACAAAGUCCAAAGCACGUACUUUCUGACUCGCCCUGAACCUCACUUUACCAUUGUAGUUAUUUUUGAGUCCAAGAAGUCAGAAAGGGACUAUCAUUUUAUUUCUUUUCUCAAUGAAAUUUCACAUUCCCUUAAGAACUCCAAAGCUUUUGCGAGCUUGAAGCCUGGAUCCAAAGGGUAAAAUACAAACUACUUACAAGUUGUCAAGGCAGUAUGCCAGCCUUGGGGGAGCUGUAGCUUUCAAGGAUUACAUAAAUUCAUGAUUCUCAGAGUCUAAUUAAAAAGGAACCAUUAUUUUUAAUGUUGUAAGUUCCUUUUUUUAUAAGCUAACAGACACUUGAAGAAAAGUAUUUUUGGGCAGUACUCAGUGGCACAACUUAGUUGUGGGGUGCUCAAUGGCCACAGUAGGAUUUUUUUUUUGUGUGGUUUUCAAUUGUCAGUAUCAUUUAUUUUUUCAGUCCACAACUUUGUUGCCUGUAUCAGAAAGGAAUAUAUGCACUUUAUCUUAGUCUGAUCAUUGACUGUCUUCUACAGAGUUUAUUGAAAAUGUGGUGAGGAUGGAAGAUACUGUCUUUUCAGAAAACUGCAUUGCCUGACAGGAAUAACUUCUGGGAACCAAACACUGAUGCAAGGGAAUAUUAAAAAAAGCAAACCUGCAAGGACAUAUUUUAAAUAAAAAUAUGAGAAUCACAAAAGGCACUAUUGUUAAUUAUAACUUAGUUUUCAAAUGGUUUAAAACGAUAAUUGAGGUCUCUGACACUCUCUGUUAAGCACCAGUCUCUAUUCUGAACACCCUGUGUCAUAAAGCUUUGUCAUUGCUCCAGAACACAGGCUGGGGCACGAAAAGCUGCAGCAUGGGCUGGAAGGCCAGUACUCAGUGGAGUGUUGUGACAUUUUAUGUCCAGUACCAGUCUUGGCUCAGAUUAACUGAAGGAGACAAGCUGAGGUUGAGCAGGUAUUCUAGAAGGAUCAGCUCCAUGGAAAAAGCAGCAAAGCUCUUUUCAAAUUGU